GGGAGUGGAGCCGACGCAAACUGAAGAAGCGCGGGACAGAUAGAUUGCGAGACGUGAGAGGUAAAGGGGUCACUUGAGGUUCGCCGCUGACUGUGUGUGAGAGGACUGUGAUCUGAGCAGACAGAGAUGUGGGUGUGGGCGUUGCUUCCCAUCUUUUUGGCAGUCGGGGGCACUUUGGGAAUAUGGGCAGUAUUUGGUAUGGCUGUAUCAAAUGGGACAGUCAAUCUUACAGUGGAAUUCCCCUACAUCAGUACGUGUGGCACCUAUAACCCUCAGAGCUGUGUCUUUGCUCAGAUCAUCAACAUCUGUGCUGUUCUGGCACUGUGGAUCGUUGUGUUGAGGUUCCAGCAGAUUAGGGACUAUGGACUGAACAGCAAGGUCAACAUCGCCAGCGUGGUUUUGGGCUUCAUCUCAGGACUAGGCAUCUCCAUCAUCGGAAACUUCCAGCAAUCAGUGGUGAUGGGAGCUCACCUGUUAGGGGCGUUCCUGGCCUUCUUCGUGGGGCUGGCCUACUUUUGGCUGCAGGUGUGGCUGACCUACAAGGCGGAGCCAGCCUGUGACCGCCGCUGGGUGGGUCCAGUCCGCGCAGUCUUCUGCAGCAUCUGCACCAUCCUCAUCAUCACCAUGUCCAUCCUGCACAACAACGACUACCGCUCGGGCGCCGCCAUUUGCGAGUGGCUGGCCGUCAUGGCCUUCUUCGUGCUGUUUGGCCUCUUCGCCACCGAGUUCCGACACAUCAACUGCCACCAGCUCACCGUGCAGAAGCAGGGUUCUGACAAGCAGCAGGGCAGGAACGGUGUGUUGGGGAGGAACGAGGUCGCCUGACACGCAGACAGUGACACACAACUACAGUGCACACUUGCAUAGUGCACACACACAUAGUGCACACACACGCGCAUCCAACUAAACACUUACAGGCUCACGGGUAAAUAUUCACACAGGCACUGUAUGAUGGCACUGGCCCCGUAUGAAAAAACUUGUUCGUUAUUACUAUUUAUUUGCUUAACAAAUGAAGCCUUCCAAUGACUAUGCAGAGAUUAGAUUAUGGAACUG
Molecule: messenger RNA, 1053 nt
Organism: Megalops cyprinoides (Indo-Pacific tarpon)
Lineage: Eukaryota; Metazoa; Chordata; Actinopteri; Elopiformes; Megalopidae
Gene: tmem150b
Product: transmembrane protein 150B
Exons: 7
Coding region: 127-825 (232 amino acids)
Source: RefSeq, a predicted model, not a curated record